Molecule: messenger RNA, 1699 nt
Organism: Athene cunicularia (burrowing owl)
Lineage: Eukaryota; Metazoa; Chordata; Aves; Strigiformes; Strigidae
Gene: SLC38A7
Product: solute carrier family 38 member 7
Exons: 7
Coding region: 128-1264 (378 amino acids)
Biological process (GO): amino acid transmembrane transport
Molecular function (GO): L-asparagine transmembrane transporter activity; L-aspartate transmembrane transporter activity; L-alanine transmembrane transporter activity
Source: RefSeq, a predicted model, not a curated record
UUCUAGGAGCCGUGACGUGCCAGACCCCUGUGCUGCUGCAGUCCCAGCCUGAUGGAGCCAGUGCUGGCAGAGGUCCCUCCGCAAGGCAGCCAGCUGAGGCAGGUGCAGGAGUGCUAGUGGGACGUGGAUGGUGGCGUGUGCCACCCUAGGAGGGACGAUGGCUCAGGGCGCCGGAAGCAUCAACAGCGACUACAAGGACUGGGAGUGGAGCGCCGAUGCUGGAGAACGGGCCAGGCUCCUGCAAAGCCCCAGCGUGGAGACGGUGCCGAAGAGUGGAGAGAGCCAAGGAAACAGCCUGGGGGCCACAUCGGCUUUGGGAGCUGUCUUCAUCGUGGUCAAUGCUGCCCUCGGGGCUGGGCUGCUCAACUUCCCCGCUGCCUUCAGCAUGGCUGGUGGCGUGGCUGCGGGCAUCGCACUACAGAUGUGCAUGUUGAUCUUCAUCAUCGGAGGCUUGGUCAUCCUGGCAUACUGCUCGCAGGCCAGCAACGAGCGGACCUACCAGGAGGUUGUGUGGGCUGUCUGCGGGAAGGUGCCUGGUGUGCUGUGCGAGGUGGCCAUCGCCAUCUAUACCUUUGGCACCUGCAUCGCUUUUCUCAUCAUCAUUGGAGACCAGGAGGACAAGAUCAUUGCUGCUCUGGUGACGGAGCCUGAGGAAGCUGGGAGCAGCCGCUGGUACACGGACCGCAAGUUCACCAUCAGCAUCACCGCCUUCCUCCUUAUCCUGCCCCUAUCCAUCCCCAAGGAGAUCGGCUUCCAAAAAUAUGCCAGCUCUCUAAGCGUGAUUGGCACCUGGUACGUCACUGCAGUCAUUAUCAUCAAGUACAUCUGGCCUGACAAGGAGCUGGUGCCUGUGGAGAUCCCCACCAGCCCCUCCACCUGGACAGCUGUCUUCAAUGCCAUGCCCACCAUCUGCUUUGGUUUCCAGUGCCACGUGAGCAGUGUGCCCGUCUUCAACAGCAUGAAGCAGCCGGAGGUGAAGACCUGGGGGGCAGUGGUGACAGCGGCCAUGGUGAUCGCUCUCUUCGUCUACACGGGCACUGCUGGUGGGCCCAGGUCAGCUACGGGGUGUUCAUGGUCACCCUUGGAGCCUUCAUCUUUGGACAGACCACUGCCAACGCCAUCUUUGUGGAUCUCACAGCCUGACUCCUCCUCUGGGCUGGACUGCACUGCUGCUGCUGAGGGGAUACAGAUUUCCCCUAGGACCAAAGGGAAGCGGGGAGAAAACACAUUGGUGUGUUGGGAAGAUCCAAGAGGAGCGUUGUAAUCUGGGGCUUGGCUGAAGAGCCCCAUGGUGGUUUGUAUCUCAUUGUCUUAACGUACCAGGCAGUCAGGCUUCUCCUCUCAGCCCUGACUUCCUGGUGAAGCCAGAGCAUCGCUACAAGGGAUCUUGUAGUCCAGGUCAAGCCCUUUUUGCCCUUCUGGGGUAGACAACACUACCUUAGACAUCACUAAGGGGUUGUGGCUGGGGUUUGCGAAGGCAUGCUGCUCUCACCUGUAUACCCCUGUGCUGAUGCAGCUCCUCUCCAUAGUUAAACUCCUUCUCCCAGUGUUGAAGGAAGACAGUAUGUCUUACAUAAAGGAAACUAGUAAUUGUGUUUAUCAGGCAGGGUGACAUCGCCGUAGUCCUCUUCUGUGUCAUUGUUUGCUUUGGUUAGAACUCUGCUUUCCUGUGGCUCAUCUCACAGGUCUCCUGCCCUUA